GAGAAUGCAAACGAAGGGUCUCUCAAUUUUACUGAACUGGUACCUAAUCCCGCCCGAACAUGGCCGUUUGAACUGGAUGCAUUUCAAAAACAGGCGAUAAUAUGUCUUGAACAGAAUCAGUCUGUUUUUGUAGCCGCGCAUACAUCAGCUGGGAAAACUGUCGUGGCAGAAUAUGCAUGUGCACUUUGUAAGCGCCGUGGAAGUCGUGCUAUUUACACCAGCCCAAUAAAGGCACUUUCUAACCAAAAGUUUCGUGAAUUCAGGUACUUCUUGAAUCUCAGUUUUGUUAUCCAAAUUUUCUUCUGCACAAUGAAUCUAUCUGUGCAUAGCCUACUUUUUAGCCCAAAUUUUCCUUGCAGUUUAGAAAAUAAAGGACGAUAA
Molecule: messenger RNA, 381 nt
Organism: Protopolystoma xenopodis
Lineage: Eukaryota; Metazoa; Platyhelminthes; Monogenea; Polystomatidea; Polystomatidae
Source: the annotation of a GenBank genome assembly